AUGGCCUUCAAGCGUCGGCGUUUGGAUUCUGCAUCGUCGCUCCGAGCCUCGUCAUUGUCCCAGCCUUCAUUCUCCCAAAUUAGCCCAGUUCCCCGAAGCAGUCUGGUUAGUUCACCAGCUCUGCCAAAAAUCCAACGGCAGAGCAAAGCUACUCUACGACCCUUGUCAUCCUAUGUCCCUGAAAGCCCAUCAUCUCGAACUGGAGAUGUUGUUCAGGCCAGAGUCGAGGAAACAGACGCUGAGGUCCAACUGCGGGAGGAAUCAGAUUCUAUCAAUGAAGUCAUUAUGGCCAUUGACAUGAAAGCUGGAAACGUUGGAUGUGCAUAUUAUGUUGCUAGGGAUGAGACGUUGUACUUGAUGCAAGACAUCAAGUCUGGUGGCCUAGAUAUAGUCGAUACCUUGAAGCUUCAUGCGCAGCCAGCCACAAUCGUUAUAAGCACACGCUCAGAAGAGAAGCUGGAAGAGCACCUGAGCAAGGAAGCUCGUGGGAUCGAUCGAGAUGGCGAAGACAACGAUGUGCUUGGCUCCUAUGUCCUUGAUACUCGACCCUCUUCCGAAUUCGGCUAUGAACAAGCAAAAGAUAAGCUGGUUAAUAUUCAACUAUGCGCUGAUGAAGCACCAGAAAUAAUAUUCAAAACAUGUGGCGAUCGUCUGGCACAAGACGCGGUAUAUGGACAGGCUGGCCAUUCCAGUGCUGGACGUGAAGGAAGGCUCCUGAGGCUUGCUGGGUGGAUCGAUCUUGGUAGCACUCUAACGGUGGGUUGUGCUGGGGCUAUCUUGAGCCACAUAUCCAGACGAAGGAACAUCGAAUACCUGCCCAAUGACACUUCGGCUUUAGUGGCUUUUCGUAUUCGCGUUAUAGAAAUGUUCACUCUUUCAGAUCAGAUGUUUAUAAAUGCAGAUACCUUGGCCUCUCUCCAGAUUAUGCAGUCUGAAAAUCAUCCGAAUUCUCAUAUGCAAGGAGUCAACUCUUCUGGAGCGAAAGAAAGCUUGACUAUCUAUGGUUUAUUUUGCUACUUGGCACGCACUCCACAAGGCAAACGGAAGCUCCGACAAAUAUUUUUGCGGCCUAGCUUGGAUUUGACUGUGAUUGAGGAGCGGCUGAAUACUAUCAGUGUCUUCCUGAGGCCUGAGAAUUCUUCUGCGUUGGCUGACAUCUGCAAAAGCCUCGGGAUGAUCAAGGAUAUACGAACAGUGGCAAUACAUUUACAGAAAGGCAUUAGUGAUGCUGGAAAUGGUAGAAAUGUCUAUAGAGGUGUUUGGGCGAGUCUUCAGCAGUUCACAGUCCACACCCUAGCCAUACUAGGGGCCAUCUCCGAGCUCAGUGACGGUCGUUCACUUGAUAUUGUAAACAAGCUUAUCAUUGAAAUACAACCUGUUACGCUCCAGAAUAUCUGCCAGGCAAUUAACGAGGUUGUGGACUUCCAAAAAUCAGCAGACCAGCACCGAACGGGAGUAUUACAGGGAGUAGAUGCCGAAUUAGAUGGCAUGAAAAGGACUUAUGAUGGAAUGGAGAGCCUUCUGACUGAGGCCCAUGACCAACUCUUGGCUGACCAACCUGAAUGGGCAUUUCAGUAUAUUCAGAACUGCAUCUUCUUUCCCCAGCUUGGCUUCCUCACAGUCGUCCAUCUUGAUCCCCAGACUGGUAGAGGAAAAUAUGAGGGGGAGGGCACAGAAAACGAUAGUUGGGACAAGAUGUUUGUGAGCAAGGACUUGGGAUAUUAUAAAAAUCUGCGUAUGAGGGAACUAGAUAGUCACUUUGGUGAUUUAUAUGGCAUGAUUUGUGACAAGGAAAUCGAAAUUAUCCAUGGCCUAGCGAUCAAGAUUCUAGAACACGAAAAAACUCUCGUUGCCGCUUCGGAUCUCUUAGGAGAGCUCGACAGCCUUGUUGCCCUAGCUCUUGGUGCCGACAAAAAUCAUUUCAGCCCACCCCGAAUAACUACAGCCAAUGUGAUCCACAUCGAAGGAGGGCGACACCCACUGCAAGAGCUCACUGUCCCUUUUAUUCCAAAUGAUUGCACGAUCAGAGGAGGAAUUGGCGAAGACGAGGACCAAAGCAGCAGCACAACUCCGGUUCUCCGGAGCCCGUCUGGUGUGCAACAAAGCGUUGAAAAUCCCAGCAUGCUCAUCAUGACCGGACCAAACUACUCUGGGAAGUCCAUAUAUCUCAAGCAAGCUGCCCUAAUUGUGUAUAUGGCCCACAUUGGUAGCUUUGUACCAGCCGAGAGAGCAACUAUUGGGCUAACGGACAAGAUCCUGACGAGGAUUGCCACUCGAGAGAGUGUUUCAAGAAAUCAAAGUGCCUUCAUGAUUGAUUUACAGCAGAUAGCUCUGUCCAUGACACUGGCAACGCACCGCAGUCUUGUUGUCAUUGAUGAGUUUGGCAAAGGUACUAAUGCUCAUGAUGGUGCAGGACUUUUCUGUGGUGUCCUAGAAUAUUUUCUCAAGCUUGGAGAGCGCCGGCCAAAGGUCCUGGCGGCGACCCAUUUCCACGAAAUAUUUGAAACCGGUUUUCUUGAGGAAAGGCCCGAGUUAUCAUUCGCACAUAUGGAGGUACGGGUCGAUGCAGAUGCUGAAAUGGUAGAAGACCAGAUUACGUAUUUGUACAACUUUGUGCCAGGUCGCAGCACUUCGAGUUUCGGCACAUGCUGUGCAACGAUCAAUGGGAUCGAUCCGGCCAUUAUUGAAAGGGCAGAUGAGCUCAUCCUUUUGACAGCCCGGGGUGAAGACCUGAUUACUGCAUGUGCUAAGAUCCCCGAGGAAGAGGCACGAGAGCUGGAAGAUGCGGAACAGGUUGGACGGCAGUUUCUCGAGCAUGAUUUCCCUCGGCCAAAUGACAAGGAUGCCUCAACCUUCGAUGUUCGGACCGCUCUGCAAUGCAUCCUCACUGGUACCUCAGUCUGA
This is a messenger RNA of Venustampulla echinocandica, 2904 nucleotides long. RefSeq names its product p-loop containing nucleoside triphosphate hydrolase. The record is from RefSeq and is a predicted model, not a curated record. The coding region runs from base 1 to 2904 and encodes 967 amino acids. Gene Ontology annotation, molecular function: mismatched DNA binding; ATP binding; ATP-dependent DNA damage sensor activity. The transcript is spliced from 5 exons. Gene Ontology annotation, biological process: mismatch repair; chiasma assembly. Gene Ontology annotation, cellular component: nucleus. NCBI's taxonomy places the organism in Eukaryota, Fungi, Ascomycota, Leotiomycetes, Helotiales, Pleuroascaceae.